AUCUAGACCACCUAGACUGUCCGACUGCUGGUGUGUUUACAUUAAUGACGAUUUGAGAUUUAGUUUUGUUGGCGUUGCUCAAUGCGUCUGCGUGACCUACAAAAUUAGCAAUUUUCUUCCAAAUUUUUGUCGUGAACAGUUCUUUUCUUAGUGCUUCGAUGUUUGAAGUUUUCACCAUGACAACGAGGCGCAAUUGUGAUUGUGUCCGCAGUUCGCGCUAAUCGCGGCACGAACCUCGUCCUCGUACUAUGAGUCUACUGCCUUGAAGCUCAUCGUCGAAAGCUCAACUUAAUUCGUCCGUACACGGGGAUCUUUCAAGGUUCCAAUAUUCUUCAAGUUUCGUGGACCAGUGUUUUUGUCCGUUGAGCCAGCGCAACGCAUUCUACGUUGCAACACCACCACCUGUUGAAUGCAAGUGUUAAGUCUCCCGAGUGUUGCACCACUCUUAUCAGAUGUAAGUAUUGCAAUCUCAACUCGUUGCUCGAGAUUCCGUACUUUCAUAGGGGACUGGUACUUAAUUAAUUACUCAUCAACUUAUUUUUAGAUUGGUAUGCAGAGCAACCUGGUCUGAUCUGAAGCAGGUGUAGUUGAUUUUCUGGUCCGAGAAAAAGAUGCACUCCUCAAUGUGAGGGAAACAAAAUUACCCUCAAUGUAUCUUGAGCAGCUGUUGAAUGAUCAUCUUUAUAACCUGGAAAAAUGGUAUGAAAGAUGAUCCGUCCAAGAUCAAGACUUAACCCAGGUGUGAAUGAGGAUGAGAGUUUGACAGACGCAGCCUCAUACUCGUUUGAAGAUCUCAACUGUGGGUUCAAAUGCUGUGGCCUCUCAUUCUGCAGAUCAUGGAAGAGGUACGCAACUCUAAAGAAAUUUGUCAUCGUCCUAUGUUUACUAGGAUUACUUGAAGGUGCUGUCAAUGGAUACCUCUCGGCUCAUCUUCAUUCAAACUCGGCCCACUUACCACCCUUAAUUAUCCGAUGGCUUCAGGUCGGAAGUGGUGUGACGCAGCUGGCCCUCGGUGUUUUCCUAGCCUAUUGGGGUGGAUCGAGGCAUCGACCAGGAAACAUUGGGCUGUACACGGCUCUUUUGAGUUUAUCGUCCAUUAUUCUUGCUGUUUUAUCUUUGACCAAUGAAAGCAAAUACUCAACUCUCCUCCAAACUGAUGUGCCUGUUUGUGUGCGAGACAAUGACCGAGAAGAAACAAGCUUCACUUCGUGGAACUGGAAUAUUUUCACGAUCGGAAGUUUCUUCUUUCUCCAGUUCGCCAUUGGGGUGGGCAAUAUAGCUUUCAUGGCUCUCGGAAUCACUUAUAUUGAUGACAACUCGGAAACCGAGAAGAGUCCUCAAUUUAUUGCCUUGGCUCUUGCAGCUAAGUAUUUUGGUCCUCAAGUGGGGUAUGCCUUCUCUUACUUGCCUCUCGAUAAUCUCUCACUCACCGCAUCUGUUUGGACAGGAUUUGGCAUUCUGACUGUCUUGAUGAUAUUGAUCAUCAGCGCAUUUCCUGGGCGCCUUAACCUACAGUUGGUAAAGCCUGACUCCAUCAACAGUAUUGAGUUUAAUCGUGGAUUGCGACCAUAUCGCAGAUCCUACUAUCCAAGACAAAAAACAGGAUGUUUUGCAUCCAUCAAGAGGGUGCUGUCAAUCAAAAUGGUUGUAUUCAAUACCUUAGCUGUAAUAUGUGUUCAGACUGUGAUUAUUAAUUUUACGCUCAUCAGAGAAACCUACUUAGGCUCCGUUUUCAUGAUCUCAAAGUACAGUGGCACUGUACAAUCCCGUCUCCUCAUUGAUAUUCUGCAGCCUCCUCUUGUUGCGUUGGCCAUUAUCCUUUCAGGACUGUUUCUGCGCCAUAUCAAGCCACGUGCUAGCCGUUUGGCCAUUUGGAACAUUUUUGUAGUUUGCACGGUCACAGGACUCAUGUUCUCAGCUGUCUAUCUCAAAUGUAAUAAUUCCUUUCAACAUGAUCAGUCAGGCAGGCGUUUAAAUGCUUAUCAAAACUUUGAACUCGAUAAUCGGCGUUAUGUCAGCGGUUACUCCAGUAUCUAUGGGGGAUACUCUAACUUGCCUGGUGUCAAUAGGCCAUCAGAAUAUUCCUAUCAGCCAGCCAGACUACACUUAAGUAUGCUUUGCAAAGAUUGCCAGUGCCCGGAUGAGCUGAAGUUUAGCCCCGUUUGUUCCUCAGACGGUGCUGUUUACUACUCACCUUGCCAUGCUGGCUGUCGCACUUUUGAAAAAUCCCGACUGAUGUAUGGGAAUUGCACGUGUAUGGUUUCAACAACAAUGUCAAACACUGUUUCGAAUUCAGACUGCUACAAAGAUGGUUGUGGGGAGCGUGCUGUCUUGUAUCAGAUUCUUAACACUACGGCUAUGGCGCUGCUGGCAUCAACGUUUGUCAUCAAUAUGUUAUUCUGCUUCAGGUGUGUCCAAGUACGCGAUAAACCAACUCUUGUAGGUUUAGAAAUGACCCUUGUGGCGAUUGUUGCAUUUAUCCCAGGAAAAUUUCUUUAUUUGCUGAUUGAUGAGUGGACUUGUUUAGUGUGGCAUGCAACGGAAUGCAAGUUACACGAUGCCUUAACCUAUGGAACCUACCUUAAUCUCCUUAAUAUUUGUUUCCUGAUGGGCGCAGCCGGCUUUUAUUGCAUCGUAUACUUUCUUGCCAGGAAUUUAAAACUCUAUGGAGAGAAACCAUCAGAUCAGGAUGAGCUACAAGCUGUGACAGAGCCCCUUCAAUUUACAAUCUCAAGUAACCCUUCAGCCGGAAACCGUAAACCAGAAUCAGGUUCAUUUAAUCGCAACUUCCGAAAUUCAGGGCGCAAUUACCAGAAACCACUGAUGAUAAAUGUCGGUCGCGAUCGCAUUGUGCGAGACCCUAAAAAUGGGACUCAAUACCCAGAAAUGGAAAGGGAACCUCUCUGCUGGACAGCUCGUUCAACUCCCACUCCUAACAGUGAUGACCUCGAGCUUAACUUCAGUCUUGCAACCCCAACUGGGAAAAUGUUUCCACUUGUUGAAUUCCCGGCUUCAAGUCCUUCAUCUGAUACAGAACGUCCAAAAACACCGUCUGAGUUUUCUCAGCCGAGGUCUCCGACAGAAAUAUCUCGACCUAAAACACCAAUAGAAUUGUUUCGACCUAAAACCCCAAUAGAGUUGCCACGGCCUAAAACCCCAGUAGAAUUGUCACGCCCUAAAACCCCAAUCAUGCUCUCCCGGCCAAAAACGCCAACUGAGCUCUCACGUCCCAAAACACCUAAUGGUGUGCUCAAAUCAAGAUCACCCAGUCUGUCCUCCGGGCCAGCCUCUCCGGAUUCUUCACGACCUAAAACUCCCUCUGCACUGCCCCUGUCCAACAGUGAAGUCGAGCUAGAUUUCAGCCUUCAGACUCCUCCAGGAGCUAGGAGCCCCGGAACAACUUUUAGAACAGAUGGUGUUUUAACUACAUUACUCUAAGCUUCAGCUUCAUUUGCAUACAAUUUUGAUUUAUCAGUAGGUUGCCUACCUACCUUUUAAAUCUUUCAUGAUUGAAAAUAUACAGUGUUCCUAAAGGAAAUCUGAUUAUUUUUGCAAGAUAAUAAAAUCAAGAUUUUGCUCGUCCUGACAAGGUCUUCGUGGGUUAAAAAAUAGCAAUGUAUUUCGAAAAAUCAUCGAUGGAUGACUAUUUUUGACUUGAGAAAAGUAGUUGAUCUCGAAAAAAUGUAUUACAAAUUUCACUUUCCUGUGAAGUAAAAGAUAACUUCAUCUAGCUUACAUACCAAGGCUGUAACAUUAUUUUCAGAUUAAUCCAAAGAGCUUGUCCAUUAUUUUCUCAUCAUAUUCUCCAUUAUUAUUUUUUUAUUUUUUUUUUAUUGAUGUUUAAUAACAUCAAUGUUAGCAAGAUCUAACUAACUGUACCUACAUUCUCAACUACGCUGUAAGUUUUACAACGUUAGAUGACUGAAAUUCUGAAGGUAUGGAUGAAUCCUCCGAGAGGUCAUCCUUUCCUCAUUAUCAGAUUUUGCAAGUAGAUUAGAUCUGAGUUUGUAAGGUUUUCUCUAUGUUGAUAUGUUCACAUUCUGACAGAAUGCACUCACCGCACAAACAUUUUUCAUCUCAUUUCCUAGUGCUAGUGCCCACUUCCAGGCAGUUAAAUUUUAAUCAUGUCACUCUUUAAUUUUUUGAAGGACAAUGUCGGAUGAGUUGGGAGUUUCAUGACCAAGAAAAAUGUUACGUGCACUGUCAUUAAAAUGAACCGAGAUUUGUCUAGUAAGUGUGUGCUUAUUAGGAACGGUCGGUCAUCAAGUAUCCCUCUUUUCUGGGUUUUAGCGGAUAGCAACAAACUCUAAUAAGUCAGGUUUUAAUACCGUAAUAUUUUGACAUGGUAUUCAAUUUAUCAUGAAGAUGGAAGUGUUCAAUCCAAUUCUCAAAUGUAAUAUUUUUUUGUUUGUGUGUGGUCAUCAUAAACAAGAUUGCGAUCUGUGCUGUAGUAUAGCAGCAAUCGAAAUUUCCACUUUUUGGUCUUCUCUUUCAAUUUUUUUAUGUACAGUCAACUUCCUUUAAGUCAAACUGCACAGGAACCAGAUCGAUAUUUCACUCAGAGAGAAAUUCCAAGUAAAGGGGUUCGUGCUCUUAUGAAAAAUUCGAUAGGACCUCAAAAAAGUUUGACCUAGGGGAAAAUUCCACUUAAAGAGCAUUUGACUUGAAGGAAAUUAACUGCAUAUUACCUCCAAGGUACAUUGAUAUUAUUUUGGUUGCCUAAGAGUAAAAAAUGAUUGAAUCAUUCGUUAGAAGAGAUGUUCUUACUUGACUUGUUUCAUAGAAUACUCAGUUUAAAAUUACUACAUAUCAGUAUGUACAAACUAAAUCUCUAAUGAAUACUCUGAUUUCUCCUGAAAAGCCCUCUUUAAUUUGGUAUGAAAUGAUUUUUUCACUAGUCCACCAACAACAAUGAUCUGUGGGGACUUAAAAAGUUUUCUAAAAUUUAAUUUCAAAGAUCUGCGUACUAGUAAAUCCGCUUGUACAUGAAAAAGGAAGAUUGCUCUAUGUCUUAGAGUUGGUUGCUUUGUGCAUCUGCUGUUUUCAGUUCUUGUCAAAAUUUCUGCUUAUGUGUACGUUCAUUCUUUAAAAAAGACUCCAGGACGAAUGAAACACUUUUCUUUAUACAUCCAGGUAUCCUCUUGUAAGCAUGUUGAGAGUACCACCAACUCAAUUUUUGCAGAAAUGUCAGUUAUGACCCUUUUGCUCUCAGCUACUGAUAUCAGUCCUUGGUGUGCUUUGAAUUAAGCAUGCUUUUGAAAAGUUCAAUCAUAACCACCAAAGAAUUUGAUGUAAUCAAUCAUUUGUUUUUGUAUUUUGCAAUCGUUUAUCCAUUAUACACCUUUCGCAAGUCAUUUUUGUGUGUGUACAAACUAAUAUUUUAAGAGCUUACAAGGUCUCUUUUCAAUUGUAACAGUAGAUUUUACCAGUUAUAAAUGUUUUAGUAGGUUUAACUUGCUUUAUAUUGGUAAGUCUUGUCUUAUCAGAAAACUUUUGCUGAUAGUUAUUUCUAAGCAUGUGUGUCUUAGCCUGCUCCCUCAAGAAGAUCUAAUCAAACUUUUUACCAAGUAUGUUGAUAUCUACUAAGUUUAAGUGUAAGAUUUUGUAAUUAUUAUGUAUUUUUCUUUCUGUAUAGUAGCUGUAUAAAUUUAGGAGUCUUCAUUAUCCUUAAUAAUGAGUUUCAGAUUUCAAUCAGUUCACUUUUGUAACCAUUGGAAGGGUUUCCUCAUAAUACUUGGAAGCUCUCCCUCUAUGUAAAUGGUUUUAAUUGUUAAUGACUUAAUCAAAUCCCUUCUCAAGUCAAGUUUUCCUGUUGAUUAAUCAUGCAUCCACGAUUUGAUGCUACGUACCUAUUAGCUUUGAGCAAUCUUUAACUUCUACAUCUUGCAUUAGUCACAGCUUUGGUCGAAAACAAAUCCAAAAAGGGAAAAACUUAUCUACCUACUUAUUUUAUUCAAUCUUAAGUAACCUUGCUCACUUUAUCGGUGCAAUCACAUUAACCAAAGGUGCACAUGUGUAUUACUUUAUGCCAGAUCUUUUAAAAUCUGUUACAAAUAGCAUAUUUAUUUUUUAGAGAUUUUUUAUUUUAUUUUUCGUAACAAAGUUUGUGCAAUAUUCCAAACGACUAUAUCUCUGUUAAAAAUAUGUAGCUGCAUUGUCCCGUCUCUGCCAUUUAACUCAUGCAAGUAAAUUUGGACAUUUAUUUUAGUUAGCUACUUGGUUUUUUUUUUAUGUUCACAUAGCAGACUUUCUAAUGUUUGAUUCACUUGUAAUUCUGACCUUUGAUCAUGUAUUUUGUAAGGAACAUGGCCGAAUGGGUUAGGUUUUUUAUCAAAAGAAUUCGGCAUUUUAUCAUUGUUUCUUUUUUUUAAAAUUAAGUUACAAGUGUAAGUUCAUCCUAAUUUACAAGAAGAGAGUUCCAAUUUCAUUCAGUUCUUUUUUUGUGUAGGAGAGGGCAUAAAAUACACCCUAGGCAGUUUUUGUCCCCAUCUCCUACAUUUUGUGAAUGGUGUAAAGCUCAUCUUCAAGGGUUUUGUCAAGUCGAUAAUUUCGAAAAAUAUGACUCGAAUAGACUUUAAAAUUAUGCAAGAGUACAAAACUAUGGUUUUGAAUAAUGGGCUUAAUGUAGCUUCAAAGUUGAUUUAUCUUUCGUAUGGAAAGAAUGAUACGGACUAAAACCGUAAAUAAUCCAGAAUUAUGGGCCAUACCGCCAUAGUGGUCCUGUGGAGGAGGACAAACCCUGUGUAGAGAUUUCCUGUAUCCGAUAUCAACUUUUUUAUUGACUUUCAAUUUAGAGGGAAGACCUCUAAAGUAGGAUUUUUCAAGCAUGAAAAAAUUUUCUGCAAGAAAGAAAAUUUCUAAGAGAAUCCAAUUCCUUCCAAUUUUUCAAUAGUUUCUCAACAGUUUGGACAGAAGCUGCAGGAUGAAUUCAUGUUAAUGCUCCAGAAUACAUCACUCCUAAUAUUGCUAAUUUUAAGACAUUAAUAUUUUUACCCAAGUGCUUGAUCUUGAAAUAGACCGUCCAUAUUUUCUGUUUCUGUGAUAACUGAGUAUACUCUCAAAAUCAAUCCAUUCCGUCCUGAUUGUAACUCAGACCACCUUUUUUUCCAGUUCCCUAGAAUUAGCAAAUAUCGGUAAGUAAGUUUUUGAGAAAUAUCUCGCGCAAUUUUCUCUAAGCAAGCUUUUGUACCCAAUUUUUGUGAUUCUCCUUCCAAAGUAGACCAUUAGAACUCCACCAUUUCUCUCUCAAGAUUUUACACUUAAAUCUUGAAAUGAGCUUGUACAUUCCAUUUGGGUGCAAAAUCUGUAUUGUUUUUACUUGAAGUGCAAUAGUCUUAAAUCAAUACAUUAAACAUCGUCAUCAUCUUAUGUACAUUUUUUCAUCUGUAUUUUUCUCCUCUUUAAACAAUCCUGUUGUUUACAUUAAUUUUGUGUUUUAAUAAAAACACACUCUUGCCUCUCCUGGACUCAGGUUUAAUUUAUCCCUAAAGAUUGCUACUGUUCAUUUUCUGAUAGAGAAGAGGUAAGGUUUAAAUACGAAUGCCGAACAGUAAUUUGGUCUGAGGUUUAACUUUUUUAGCCAUCUGUUGGAAACUUACUUAAAAGCAAAAAAAUUGUUCCCUUAUUGUGAUGUUUAAAAACCUCCAUAUCUUACUCUACUCUUAAAACUGAAUCUUAUGUUUUUGCACCGUAGAAUUUCAGGAUAUUAAAUACUGUCUGAAGUAUAAUUCUCCAAAAAUUUUAGGGGUUUCUAUUUAUUUUAGAAAAAUGGAACGAAUAUUUGUUCAUGAUUUAAUGUCUUUUAAGUUGCCAGAAAAUAUAACGCAAAAAGAUGGUGCCGCUUGAGGAGUUAUUUUUUUACUUACUUAAAAUGCAUAUCGAUUCAUUUUGCAGUAAUUUUGGAAGAACACAAGUAUUUUUAAGAAUUUACACAGUGCUUUUACUAACAUGUUAAAGAUGAUUUUUCACCCAUGUGUAUUAUGCAAAGUUCACACGCUGAAAAUGGGAGGCAUCGUUCUUCAUGUGAUUCCCUGCAAAUUGCGAGAGUUUUGUAAUUUUCAGCAAUUAAUUGAUGAGAAGUAGGAAGCAAGACUUUGCUGGGCUAUUCGAAAUGAAAUAACCUAUUUGGUCAAAAUAACUCAGAUUUACGAAAUUUACCUGUCUUGAGCAAUGAGACCUGUGAUUCCAAAUUUUGGUGUGUGAACUCAGCCUUAGAAAUGAAUUUUUGCUGAUAUGUUAAAAAUGUUCACUCAGGAACAGACUUUGUUCCACUUAUUAUUUAAGCAUUCAUUCCGUCCAUUUAUGUAUUGCUACCUCUACUCAUGAUUUUUGUUCUUUUGUACAUCAAAUUAAAUGUUUUUAGAUUAUUAAAUGUACCUUAAAAUUAAAAAAAAAAUUCUUUC
Molecule: messenger RNA, 8402 nt
Organism: Bemisia tabaci
Lineage: Eukaryota; Metazoa; Arthropoda; Insecta; Hemiptera; Aleyrodidae
Product: solute carrier organic anion transporter family member 4A1
Biological process (GO): sodium-independent organic anion transport; transmembrane transport
Cellular component (GO): basolateral plasma membrane
Molecular function (GO): protein binding
Source: RefSeq, a predicted model, not a curated record